ACUCAUCACAGCUCUCGAAUCGAUUCUGGAUCCUGUUCGGUCGUCCAGCACCUUGGUUUGCCAUUUUUAUAAAAGCGCACUAUUCUCAAUUUUGCUCCAGAGCAGAUAUAAAAUGGCGCAAAGCGCCGUUGGCAGGCUCUUCCGCUGCCAGAACAGCAGCUACCUGCGUCAAUCCAUUGGAUCUAUUACACAAUAUCGUACAUAUUCGCAUAAUGCAAUUCCCACCUUCCCUCCGACAUCUUCCCCCGAACUAGACCAGGCCCUCAAACGUUUCCGAGAAGAGCUUUUUAUACCUUUUGGCUUGAAUACCGAGCAAAGAAGGUUAAUGUUUCGACGGAAAUAUGCGGAGAAACUUGAGCAGCAACCAGUGACGGUAAAUAUUGGCGACAACGAUGAGCCUUACCAACUUCGGCCCAUGGAUCCGCUGUCCAGACCACCAAAGAAAGAAUUCAAGGACGUUGUCUUGCUCAUGAAGACCAGGAAAGACUGGCAGAACCUUGCACCUUUCCUUGGCGGGCUACAGACGUCGAAGAGACCAUUGAGCCUCGCGAACUGGGAGUGGACUGUGCGCAAAGCUGGUGAAGCCGACGCACUCGGUGCCAUCCUCGAAUGUGCGAAGCAGACGGAACGGACCGGUCUUCGAUUGGACAACAACGGAAUCGUCCAGCGUGUCUUCUUCGAGCUCCACAAGAAAGCUCAGAAGGGGCAGUUCAAGGAUCCUGCAGUCUCCAAGGCGCUUGGCAUGGCUAAGCAGUUUGCCGCGUUGAUGGAAGCUCCGGAGCAUUCCCGGAGGAAUGUCCAGGACAUAAAAGAAGAUCCCAAACGACAACCAUUUGUCAUUGGUACUCUUCUUGAGCUUAGCGCUGCUCGUGCUGUGAACGAACUGGGAGGCAAGGAUGAGUCCGGCGAUGUGUAUGCCUAUGCUCAGCGCCUCAUGGCGAACUGGGAGGCAGGCAACUUUUUCCGCGAUGCCACGGACUGGUUUACAGUCGAUCGCAUGCUCCAGGAGAACGUGCCUAUCUACAACGGAAUUACGCUCGCCCUUCAGGUUAAGGGCGUCGCAAAUGACAAAGCUGUGUCUGGUCCUCUGAAGAGACGCCUGAACCACUUGCGUCUAUUGAUUGCCAACCAUAAGGAAAUGGCCCCCGAGAAUGUCCAGCAAAAGCCGACUCUGGGCUACCAACAAAGCCAGCUCCUGCAUUAGCCUUGACUGUUGCAUCACCACUGACUUCUUCAUGAUAUGUAUAUUACCACCUUAGAAUUUGUUCCAAUAUUGUAUUUGCCGUUCCUCCUAUCUUGUGGAUUGGCGGCGCUCACCGCGAGAAAUCAAAGGACUAGCGAUGCAACUUGUAUACCGCGAGUGGCUCAGUAGCCUAUGGGAAAAAAGAAAAAGGGCGCGCUCGAAAUACAUGCACUGUCAACGUCAUAACUCGAGAUACGGAUAGUUUCAAAGAGAAAGCUCCAAGGUGUUGUCCUCUCGUAUGCGGCCCCGCGACGAAAGAUUGGUUUUACCGGAGACAACAGCGGGGCCAG
Molecule: messenger RNA, 1533 nt
Organism: Aspergillus novofumigatus IBT 16806
Lineage: Eukaryota; Fungi; Ascomycota; Eurotiomycetes; Eurotiales; Aspergillaceae
Exons: 2
Coding region: 113-1204 (363 amino acids)
Source: RefSeq, a predicted model, not a curated record